Molecule: messenger RNA, 1884 nt
Organism: Paramacrobiotus metropolitanus
Lineage: Eukaryota; Metazoa; Tardigrada; Eutardigrada; Parachela; Macrobiotidae
Exons: 3
Coding region: 631-1800 (389 amino acids)
Molecular function (GO): protein binding
Source: RefSeq, a predicted model, not a curated record
AAGAGGAUCGUUUGGUGUUGUUUACAAAGCCAAGGUCACAAAACGCGGUGACUAUGCCGGAGGCGAUGUUGUGGCUGUUAAAGUAAUUCAGAUCUGUACUCCUGUAGAUAAAGCUGCUAAUCAUAAAAGCUUGAUGCACGCCGUGAAUAAACUGAAAAGACUCACCGAACUUUCUCACGAAAAUCUCGUAAUGUAUCACAAAGUGUCCAUCACCAAAGCGUCGGUCGGGGCUACCGUGGAGUUGGCAAUGGAUUACCAUCAAGGGGAUCUCGCUUCUUUGCUGAGGGAAGCCAAAGACAACCAAACUCUCUUAAACAGGCAUAUGAUAGUUGCUCAGUUCGUGAUUUGCAUCGCGCGAGGACUGGACUUCCUGCACCGCAAUGGGAUAAUUCACGGGGAUCUCAAACCAGAGAACGUUCUUGUACAAAUCGCGGAAGGUGGUUGGAAAAAUCUGCUGAUCGGUGACAUGGACGAUUUCGUGCAGAUGCAAGAAAAUAACACCUGUUCUGCCGACGUUUCGCAUUUACGCGGCACGACACGCUAUAUGUCCCCAGAGAUGCUGAAGAAAUUUUGCAGAACAGCAAAGAGGCGCCCGGACGAAAAACCGACAUUUGGAGUUUGGGCUGCAUAAUGCUGGAGAUGGCCCAGUUAGCCAGCGGUCAGCUGGAAAAACGACUUGUAAAAGGUGCGAAGGUUAUCGAAGCUGCAGAUAACCUUCCGAAUAACCAGUAUGUCAUCAGGAUUGUCGAUGGCUACGUGCCCUGUGUCAGCAACCGCAACGCGCAGUUCCAGGCCGGUCUUAUCAAAAAAUGUUUGGAUCCAGUUGCUGUCAAUAGGAUAUCCGCUGAACAACUGCUUCAUGAGUUACAAGAAAAACAAUUUAUCGUAUUUUAUCCUUCCGCCUGGAAAUUCGACCACCGGUUCUUGAUAUUGUUCGAUCCUACAGUGGGAUGUUUUACGGUUGAAAAGGUGGUUAACGCUCCAGCCGCUUUACGCCGCGGUGGGUUGUCAGCUCAUCACCGUCAGAUAAAGCCGAUAGAAAUCAUCUUCACAGAGCGGUCACACGUUGACACGAACGGAUUUUCCAAAUUCCGUUUCUGGAAUGUCGGCAGAAAUACAUGGCGCGAGCUAGCGCUUCCCUUAAACGUGGGUCUUGCCGAAGACUUCAUCGUGGUCAACCACAAGAUUUAUAUCUUGGGUUACAAUCAGCGCUUUAUGGAAAUAGAUACGUACACUGGCAUGGCUACAGCCUUGGAUGAUUCCCCUGUGGAAGCCGGGAUGGAAUUGUUAUUAUCUCAAGUGGCAAAAAGUGACGAUCAGAUAUAUUUUGCCACACGAUAUCGCCUGUACCGGUACAAUAUAAUUAUUGGUAAAUGGGAAGCUUUACAAAAUCUGCCACAGUGGCGAGCGGCCUUUGCAAUGGCGGUGGUCAACGGCUACCUGUACAUUAUCGGCGGAUAUGUGCUAUCGGCCUAUGAUAGUGCAUCGUCUGACUGUAUCCGUCUGAACCUGAACACUGGUACAUGGGAAGAGAUAGAACCACUGGGACAGCCCAGAUGUCGACAUGCUGUACAUGUUAUUAAUGACCGGAUAUAUGUCUGUGGAGGGAACCACUCUGAAGCAGAGCCCGCUCAGACAAUAGAGAUGUACAACACCAAACACGGUGGAGGAUGGUCGACCAUCAAUUUCCUGCAAAAGAACGUAAAUCUGUUGUCGGACUUGGCGUCAACGGUCAUUCGACCUUGGCAGUUCAUAACUGCCACGUCGACUUGUCUGAAUGCUUCAGAGAGCAUUAACUGAAUGCGAAUCGCUUUCCCGUGGAACCAAUUCACGGGCCCAGUGGUCGAUUGAUGGUCCCUGAAACGUCUUGGGUGCGAGCCCGGA